ACAAAACCAACCAGUCUUCCCUUGAAAACAAAGUAAGGAGGUUGUUGAAGGGAAUUCUUGAUCUUGAGCGUUGAAAUAGAUAAGGGCUACUAGUCGAGAAGCUAUCCUUGUCAAUAAUGAGCUAUUAUGGUAGCUACAGAGAAUGGAGAGAACUCGAGAGCGAUCCCGGAUUGUUUACUUUGCUUGUUCAAGACUUUGGUGUGAAGGGUGUUGAGGUGGAGGAAAUUUAUGACUUGAGUAAACCAAUUGAAGGACAUGUAUAUGGAUUGAUUUUCCUAUUCAAAUGGACAGAAGAAAGAAGAUCAAGAAGGAAGAACCCAACAAGAGAGUCAUUCAUCGAGAAUGAUGAAAUUGUCAAUAACAUGUUUUUCGCUCAACAAAUCAUUCCAAAUUCUUGUGCAUCACAUGCCCUGUUGAGUGUGCUACUGAAUAGCAAAGAUGCUGACCUUGGUGGAGCAUUGGAGCGUUUGCAGGUCAAUUGUAGAGGAUUUGAUCCUGAAACCAAAGGCUUUGCCAUUGGCAAUAUAAUGGAGAUAGCUACAGCACAUAAUAAACAUGCCAGAUCAGAAUUGAAACUGCAAAUAGACAAAUCCAAGAACCUCGCUUCGGCUAGCCGUGCAAUGGAGGCUUUCCACUUUGUCAGUUUCAUUGCAUACGAAGACAGACUUAUUGAGCUCGAUGGCCUAAAACCGUACCCAAUUGACCAUGGCCCUUGGGAUAAAGACGAGACAUGGUCUGACAAAGCAAGAAAAGUCAUCCAGGAGAAGAUAUGGCUUGCUAUUGCUGGAGACACUUCACAUGAUAUUCGCUACAACCUGAUGGCUGUUGUCGCAGAUCGCCAGUGGGAAUACGAAAAGAAGCUUGAUAUUAUGACUCAUAACAGGAACAACUUGAUCAAUGUAUUCAAAAAGAUGGCCGCCAACAUGACGCUUACACCAGAGCCACCGAAAUCGGGCAUAUUAAAGCAGAACGCACCCGAGGGAGAGGUCCUUGGAAUACCCGAAGAACUGAUGCCCAACAGGAGUCCAAGCAAGAAGGUUACGUUUGCGUCGCAGCAUGUUUCGGCCCCGAAGAGCACAGAUUCGUCCACAGUAUCAGGGAAUGAAUCUCCUUCGCAUCCUUUUUCGGACAACGAGAGCGAUGUCGAGUCAUAUCGCCUCAAGUCGCUACUGAGAGGCGAGAUGAAAGGCCCUGUUAUCGUUUAUGGCAGCGGAGAUACCGAAGUAACCACAAAAAGCAUCGCCGAGAGCAUUGGGCUAAAAUCGGGGGACUCGACGCGAACCGAAUUUUUAGACAACAAAAACCAAGACAACAUAGGCAAAAGCGAAUUUGGCAAUUCACAAAUCCCAAUGUCAAGUAAUUCGGAAAGUUGUACGAUGGUUUCUGAAGAAUUUGCGAAAUGCAUUGUCACUUCUGUACAGUCACAGUCAAAUGAAAUUCCAAUUUCAGUUAAGAUUAAACAAGAAAAUUUGGAUGAUGAAGGUAUUAACAUGAAUCAGAGAAAUGAUGACGAAAGCGUCGCAAAAACCCAAAGCUUUGAAACCCCUAUGAAAACAUCUGGUGACAGCCUAUCGGCAGAUGCCAUUGCAGAUUCGAUGAAGAAACGAAAAUUGGCUGACAGCGAGAUUACAAACGACUUUACGUUAAAAGAUUUUCAAACAACAAUGCAAGACUUGGAGGUAGAUUUGAGAAAAUCGCAAACUGCUUAUAAAGACCAAAAGGACAAGCAUGAAAAACACAAGGUUGAUGAUUGUCGUCGUCGUCAUAACUACGACCCUUUCAUAUCAACAUUUCUCACAAUGUUAGCUGAGCGUGGACUUCUGUCUAAACUUCUAGAGCAAGAAAACUCCCUCGUGAAACGAGUAACAAUUUCUUCAUCGCAUAACGCAAACAAAUCGCUUGAUAAGAAAAAUGCAAAGAGGAAGCGGAAGAGAUGAGUGUAGAGAUAGAUGUGUAAAUUGUGUUGAUAUUAUACUCAAAUUAUUUUAAUUUUUCAAAUAUGUCUUAAUAAGUGUUUGUCAAUGUUUUAACUGUGAUCUUUA
Rhopilema esculentum is the source of this 2042-nucleotide messenger RNA. RefSeq names its product ubiquitin carboxyl-terminal hydrolase BAP1. Gene Ontology annotation, molecular function: cysteine-type deubiquitinase activity. NCBI's taxonomy places the organism in Eukaryota, Metazoa, Cnidaria, Scyphozoa, Rhizostomeae, Rhizostomatidae. The record is from RefSeq and is a predicted model, not a curated record. Gene Ontology annotation, biological process: protein deubiquitination; ubiquitin-dependent protein catabolic process. Gene Ontology annotation, cellular component: cytoplasm.